Abrus precatorius (Indian licorice) is the source of this 1803-nucleotide messenger RNA. Its product is annotated as G-type lectin S-receptor-like serine/threonine-protein kinase At4g27290. Gene Ontology annotation, molecular function: ATP binding; protein kinase activity. NCBI's taxonomy places the organism in Eukaryota, Viridiplantae, Streptophyta, Magnoliopsida, Fabales, Fabaceae. The coding region runs from base 1 to 1803 and encodes 600 amino acids. The record is from RefSeq and is a predicted model, not a curated record. The transcript has 6 exons. Gene Ontology annotation, biological process: recognition of pollen; protein phosphorylation.
AUGAACAUUCUUUCUUUCAUGAUUAUUGUUCUAGCAAUUAAUUCUAUAAUUGAUGGGCAUAACCCAAAUCAGAUACUUUCUUCAGCAAUGUCUAGUAUUUUAUGUGAUACAUAUGAAGCCUGUGGUGCCUUUGGUAUUUGCAUAAGUACAGGACAAGUGUGUCAAUGUUUAAAAGGGUUCAGUCCAAAGUCACCACAAGAAUGGAACUCAUCAAAUUGGGCUAAAGGAUGUGUCCGUAUUAAACCGUUAAGCUGCUACAAUGAAUUUAGUUCUGAAACCACAGAUGGGUUUAUCAAAUAUGAAGGCCUCAAAGUGCCUGAUACAAAUCAUACUUGGGUGGAUGAGCGUAUUGAUUUAGAUUUAUGCCGAUACAUCUGCUUGAAAAAUUGUUCUUGUAUGGCCUAUGCUGUUUCAGACAUAAGCUCAGGUAGUGGUUGUGUAAUUUGGUUUGGGGAUCUAAUUGACAUCAAACAGUUUCCAACUGGUGGCCAAGAUCUAUAUAUUCGGAUGGAUGCUUCAGAGUUAGGUGAAUACUUUGUGAACAUUUCUCCUAAGCACUUACAUGAUUCCUCAUAUUCACUCUUUCAAUUUGAAGAUUUAUUAACUUUUUUUUCUUUCCAUGAAGAUUCUCUGGUUCAACGAGGCCACUACAGAAGAGUGAGAACAAUAAUUGCUUCCACAAUUGUGGCAAUAUGUGUGAUACUUUUAUUUUGCAUUCACAUGGUUUGCUGGGUCCGAAAGAACUAUGCUGAUAAGUCAAAGAUAAAAGAUAACAUUGAAAAAUAUCUAGAGGAUCUGGAUCUGCCGUUGUUUGAUCUGCAAACAAUCACUACUGUCACUAAUAAUUUUUCAUUGAAUAAUAAGAUAGGACAAGGUGGUUUUGGACCUGUAUAUAAGGGAAAAUUACCAGAUGGACUAGAAGUUGCUGUCAAGAGACUUUCAAGUAGCUCUAGACAAGGAGUGACCGAGUUCAUAACAGAAGUAAAACUGAUAGCGGAACUUCAACACCGUAAUCUUGUAAAGCUUCUUGGUUGUUGCAUUCGAGAACACGAAAAGAUAUUGGUAUAUGAAUACAUGGUUAAUGGAAGCUUAGAUUCCUUCAUUUUUGACCAAAUAAAAGGUAAAUUGCUGGAUUGGCCACGACGCUUCCACAUAAUAUUUGGAGUUGCUAAGGGGCUUUUGUAUCUCCAUCAAGAUUCCCGAUUAAGGAUUAUUCAUAGAGAUCUCAAAGCAAGUAAUGUUUUACUCGAUGAUAAGUUAAAUCCAAAAAUAUCAGAUUUUGGAAUGGCUAGAGCUUUUGGUGGUGACCAAAUAGAAGGAAACACCAAUAGAAUAGUUGGAACAUAUGGGUACAUGGCUCCAGAGUACGCUGUUGAUGGGUUGUUUUCGAUCAAAUCUGAUGUUUUUAGCUUUGGUAUUGUAUUGCUGGAAAUUAUAUGUGGGAUAAAAAAUAGAGCUCUUUGUCAUGGAAACCAGACUCUUAACCUUGUCGGUUAUGCAUGGGCACUUUGGAAACAGGGAAAUGCUUUACAGUUGAUGGACUCAAGGAUAAAUGACUCUUGCAUUAUCUCAGAAGUGUUGCGGUGCAUCCAUGUUAGUCUCUUAUGCGUGCAACAAUAUCCAGAAGAUAGGCCUACCAUGACCUCAGUAGUUCAAAUGUUAGGGAGUGAGAUUGAACUGUUUGAACCUAGAGAGCCUGGUUUCUUUCCAAGGAGGACUUGUGAUGAAGGAAAGUUAAACUCAAAGAAAAACAACAUGAUUUCAAAUGAUGAAUUAACCAUUACAUCUUUAAAUGGGAGGUAA